Molecule: messenger RNA, 1863 nt
Organism: Giardia duodenalis
Lineage: Eukaryota; Fornicata; Diplomonadida; Hexamitidae
Product: Cleavage and polyadenylation specificity factor, 73 kDa subunit
Exons: 1
Coding region: 1-1863 (620 amino acids)
Biological process (GO): snRNA processing
Cellular component (GO): nucleus
Source: RefSeq, a predicted model, not a curated record
AUGCCGGGAGUACAGAACUGCUGUGACAUAGUGGUUAUUCCGUUAGGAAUGUCCCCUCGCAUUGGAAACUCUUGCUAUUUAGUUAUUGUUGGUUCUAAAGUUUCAUUUCUCCUGGACUGCGGAUUAAGAACCUCUGCUCCAGAUGGAGAGAGGGUCCCCUCUUUUAAGUUGAAAUGUUUACAGGACAUGGGGUAUUCACUAGAGCGUGAUCUAGAUUUCAUCAUUAUCUCUCAUGCGCACUUUGAUCACAGUGGGGCUCUUCCGUUCCUCUUUUCCCUUUUCCCCAAUUUCAAUCGACCUGUUUACACCACUGAGGCCACAAAGUUUUUAUUGCCGCAAAUGUAUGCUGACUAUGACCGCGUAUUUGAUAAUACUAAUCAGAGCAUGAGUAAGUUAGAGAAGCAGGCUCGCACAAUAGAAGUUCGUUCUAGGAUUAUUUCUUUACUUAAAACAUACAAAAACAACACCAAUUUUGUAGCUGAUUGUCAACCGUCUCGUACCGGAGAGCCUGUUCCGGAGACGAUUAUCAACUUCUCUAAUGCUGGCCAUAUUAUCGGCGCGGUCAUUACAACGAUCACUGUUGCUGGAUGCGCCAAAAUUGUUUAUACCGGAGAUUACAACACAACAGCCCGCACCACCCUUCCGGGUGCGACGCUCCCUAACUGCGCCAUUGGCGCAGACAUUUUGAUUACAGAAACGACUUAUUGCAACAUUUCUCGACGGCCUAGUCUCUACAGAGAUUCUCUUCAGCUCGCGGACGUAGCUGAAACACUGCGCCAGAACGGUCGCGUGCUUCUUCCAACGUCGGCCAUGGGCCUCUGUCAAGAUAUUAUUGUCAAAGUAUGGUCAUUCUGGGAGAGGUUCCGUCUAAAUAAGAAUAAGCUUUUUCUAGCGACAGGGAUGAUCAAACAAAUGACGGAUGCUCAGCGGAUUUUAGGAAAUUAUUCGUUGGAUACAACGCCAUUCACGUCACUUCCAAUCUAUCAUCGCAUGCGUGAAUUUGACAGACGAUAUAUAAUCCCUGCGGGAAGUGCCAGCGAGGAGGCAGUCAGUAAGGUCAUGGGUGGCCCAUCUGCCGACGGUUUGGCCUCCACAAGUGACUCGUGGUGUGUUAUUUCUGCACCCAACCAAACUAAGACUGGUGUGACACUAGAUUGCUUCAUGCAGAUUGUCCAGGAUCCUAAGGCUCUGGUGGCAUACCCUGGUCACAUGCCCUUAAUGGGAUACAACUGGCGAAUCAUCAGACAUGCAGCAAAGCAUAUUCUUUUUGACAACAUGAAGGUGGCAGUUCCUAUUAACUGCAGAGCAACCCAUCUUGCAUUUAAUGCCCACGUUGAUUUUAAUGGAAUCAUCAAAACCAUCGACUUUUUAAAUCCUCGUGCUGUUUUUCUCAUUCACAAUACUGCUGUUGAUAACGUUGUUAGAUUCUCCGAGCUUUUGCAAGAGUAUUAUCGAAAGUCCAAGAUAAUCUGCACUGGAAAUGACGGGUCACCAAUUUUUGCAAUCCCGCUCCGCGGGUAUCACAACACCAGUCGUGCAUAUCUUCAUCAGGGGAUGCAGAAUAAGAACUCUGUGGCACGCCUUAUUACCAACAACAUAAAACUGGAGGAACUAGAUGCGACUGCCGGUUUGUAUAGGUUGCGGGUUAAGGGAUCAAUCCGGGAUGCAAUCCGAAGUCUACGGUCACAUGGGCUAGCUUUGAUACCGAUAGUGGGACACGCUAACGAUAAGGUUUACAAGAUUGGUGAAAGCAUGUAUCUAAAGGAGCUAAAAGAUGCUGGAGAAGUCCUAAUUCAAUGGGUAGGUGAGCACGAUGCUUAUACCCAUAUAACUAAGCAAGAUAACGGCCUCUGCUUCAAGUGA